Maylandia zebra (zebra mbuna) is the source of this 1953-nucleotide messenger RNA. It is a transcript of the gene mipol1, whose product is annotated as mirror-image polydactyly 1. The record is from RefSeq and is a predicted model, not a curated record. Lineage: Eukaryota; Metazoa; Chordata; Actinopteri; Cichliformes; Cichlidae.
CAAUAAACACAAGUGAUUAAGAAAUAUGUGGCUUCACUGUGUCAUCUUUACACAGCCAAUCAGAGCAGGCCUCACUGUGACAUCACUGUGAAACAGAUCCUGUUUUUCUCGAGUCACCCGAUCCCGUGACCUUAUCAAUAUUUAACCUUCACAUAACUGUCAGCCAAUCACAGCUCAGCUCCUCCUCGAUGUGUUACCUGGUUACAACGGAGACCUCAGGCAUGCUCUCAGGCAGGUGAAGUUGUGGCGAUGGCGUCGCAUAGAGCGGCAGAUGUUCAGUUUGCUCUGCAGAGGGCAAAGAGGAAGAUCAAUGAGCUGCAGCUCCAACUCAAGGAAACCAGAUCACAAAGUCCAGAAGAGACCAGUCAGCCCACAACGACACCCAGCAAAGAGCUCCAGGACUCUCUGGUGGACAUGUACACAGCUAAUCCCAGAGUGAACGUGGAGCUGCGACAGCGUCUUCCUGCACUUAUCAGAACCCAGCUCAUCAGCUCCAACGGAUCAGAGAUCAGCCUGAGCCCCAACCUGAACUACGACCACCACACCUGGCCUCGAGUUCCACAGCACCUGCAGGAGCCGUCGACCUCCUGCUCCCCUCCACCUCCAUCCUACAGAAGGUCCGCCUCUCCUUUGUCACCUCCGCCCUGCAGGAAGUCUGUGUCCCCGCUAUCCUCCAGUCGCCUGGGAGGUGCAGAAGAGAUGGAAGUGGACCUUUCGACCAGCAGAGGUCUUUCUCCUUGGGCAAAGAGCUGUGGAGAUACUGCAGAUGAAGGUGGCGCACCCGGAGAUCCUGCUAGCCCCUCCCUCAGCAGACACCUGGUGACCGCUGUGGACAGCUCUGCAUCAGCCCGGCCUCCGAGCACCGACCGAGACAAAAACAUCUCGCUGUUACUGAAGGAGCUCGACGCCCUGAGACAGGUCAACAACAAGCUGCAGCAGCAGCUGGUUCAGAAGGAGAAGGAGCUGCAUAGGAGGGAGGUGGAGGAGGAGCUUAGGGAGAAACGGAGGGAGGCCCGAGACUGGGAGAGACCUGCAGCGGUGUUGGAGGAGGUGCUGGCAGCUCAGAAGGACAGAGAUCAGGCUGUGAUGUCACGACUCCUGCUGGCCAAUGAGGAGAGAGACGAGGCUUUGCUUCGUUUGCAUCGACUACAGCAGGCGGCUGAGUCAGAGUGCUUCCACCUGGACGAUGGCGAUCAGGAUGUGGAUGAGCUCCUGCGGCACAUCUGUGACGCCGACUCCGUCCAGGAAAUCGAGCAGUUCGGCUCAGUUCUGGUCCAGCGUCUUUGGUUGGCACGGCAACGGCGAAGUGACAUCACAGCUCAGGAGAUGAAGGCCGUGAUGGAGGAGAGGGACAGCUCUACCGCCAAGUGGAAACGCCUGGAACAAGAGAGAGAGCAGCAGGCAAGCGAGGAGCUGCAGAAGGUGCAGAUGGAGAGGGACGGUGCUCUGGAGGACCGGCGGCGGCUGGGAGCGGAGGUUCGGGCCCUACGAGCCAAUCACAGAUCUCAGGACUUAGCCCCGCCCUCCCGGCCCUCGUUGCGAGCUGAUAGCGUCUCUCCUGAGGCCCCACCCCUGAUGGAUAAGCUGCAGCAGCUGAUGAAGGAGAAGCAGAGCGUGGAGGCGGAGCUUCAGCGCUGCCAGGAGGCAGAGCGAGAGGCCACUGAGCAAGUGCGCAGGUUGGAGCGUCUGGUCGAGGUGCUGAGAAAGAAAGUUGGAACAGGAAGUGUCCGCGCUGUCAUCUGAGCGGCCGGAUGUCCUGAUCAGUGAAGACAGCAGCAGCUCAGUGACGAUGAUGAUGUUUCCUUCUCGUCGUCUUAGCUUCGGCUCUAAAACCCAAAAAAGCUUCAAACUUUCCGGAAUCAUGAAUGAAAUUUUUCUCUCAAUCAAACGUUUUUGUUGUUCUGACAUUUUAAAAUCAAUCAAAUGUUUUUUGUUGUUUAAUAAAACAGUGAU